CACAACUACACUAAUCCCUCAGAUACAUAGAAUUUAAAAAAUGUGUCCUCUCAGACUCAUUCUUAUAUUCUUGUCAGCUACUCUUGCUUGUUUCUUUGUCCUCAGAAACCUCAGAUCUCAACUUCAACUCACUGAUCAGUUGGACCAAAACAAUGAAGACACACCAGAAACAGAAACCUUGGAUUCUUCUAAACCAACCUUAAACGCACCUUCCAAAUCCAAGGUUAAGGUUGCAUUAGAAUCAGGAUUUUGGACAUUUGUUGACAUGGCUUCUGGUCGUUAUCUUUGGAGGCAACUGGUCCAAUCCCCUUCAAAGCAAUAAUUGAUCUCAUACCUUUGUGAUAUUCAUGACAGACACAAAGUUUAUAGGAACUUUUCAUCUCAUGAUAUAUGCUAGUAAUAUUGGAAACUCAAACCCAACUCUCCUUUUCAUAGGGUGAUGAUAUUUAUAACUACAAUAAGACUAUUUCCUCUAUUAAAAUUUGGUAUUGAAUAUGGUUUAUAGAUAGUGUCUCUCUCAUUUUCUUAUUGUUUUCAUCUAAAGUUGUGUACAUGGUUUGGCAGCAUGUUAUAUUGGGAUAGAUUAGUGGUACAAAAUUAGAUUCCAAUCUCUAAAUCUAAGUCAAAUAAAGAUAAUGAUUGAUAGAGAACUUAAAACUAGUGUCUAGUUAAUCUGUUACAUACUAUAAUCACUGUCUGGAAAAAUAUUUUGGUACUAACUACAUGAACGUAGUUUUAAAUUGUGGCUGUAGAUGUGGUUAUUCUGUUAACCUUAAUAUUGUGGCAAAAUA
Messenger RNA from Trifolium pratense (red clover), 791 nucleotides. RefSeq lists its product as uncharacterized. The record is from RefSeq and is a predicted model, not a curated record. The transcript has 2 exons. NCBI's taxonomy places the organism in Eukaryota, Viridiplantae, Streptophyta, Magnoliopsida, Fabales, Fabaceae. The coding region runs from base 41 to 322 and encodes 93 amino acids.